Messenger RNA from Blastomyces gilchristii SLH14081, 2160 nucleotides. RefSeq lists its product as uncharacterized. Gene Ontology annotation, biological process: positive regulation of transcription by RNA polymerase II. The record is from RefSeq and is a predicted model, not a curated record. Lineage: Eukaryota; Fungi; Ascomycota; Eurotiomycetes; Onygenales; Ajellomycetaceae. Bases 1 to 2160 code for a protein of 719 amino acids. The transcript has 8 exons. Gene Ontology annotation, molecular function: transcription cis-regulatory region binding; DNA-binding transcription factor activity, RNA polymerase II-specific; zinc ion binding. Gene Ontology annotation, cellular component: nucleus.
AUGCCUUCAUCAAAGCACGUCGCGCACUUGCCACUUAUUGCGCCGAAAGAUGAUGUUGUUAAAUCGGCGGAGUCGGGGGUUAAGCUUGCGAACAGGGACGAGCAGAAGGUGAAAAUGCCUGUUCGAGUCCGCCUGCCGCCUAGAUCGAGGACUGGCUGCUGGACCUGUAGAGUGAUAAAAUGUGACGAAGGACAUCCUACCUGUGGUCAAUGCUCAAGACUCGGACAUGAGUGCGAUUAUAGCCCAAGGCUAGCGUUUCGGGACGAUACAUCCAGAAUCAAACAGCGGAUGCAAGCAGUUUCCACUGCUGGAAAUGCAGUCUGGGAUCCAAAAUCACCAACUCUGACCGCGAGUAGCCCCAACUCGUCCAUAGGAGGAGAUACGCUGCCCCCGUUCGCGUGCUUAACCUCAGACUUGGAGAGAGAAAUGAAAGCAGAGGCUUAUUCUCCCGGUACCUAUCAUGUUAUUGUGAAUCCGGAGAGUUUCUCGGCUUUGCCUGAAUAUUCCGACACCACAGAUAACACGUCUAUGUCGAGUUCUUCUGGGUCUGAUAAGGAUGAUACCCUCAAGGCUAGGAAUGGGAAGAGAAACAGAAGACACAAUAGGCAUAAUUCUUCGUUAACAGAAACGGGUGACCCGAAUGUAGUGAUUCUCUCGAAAUUCGAAGAUUCCAUACCAAUCUCGUCGCCUGGCCACUGGAGAAGUAGCAUGAGGCCCUCACCAUCGAGGUCGAGUACAUCUGGUUCCAAGUCCUCGACUGAAUUGGUUGAUGAAGCUCCUAUCCGGGACUUUAUGGAAACAUUUAGUCAGUCUUAUAUAGAUACUACGGAACAGUAUGGGGAGGAUACGAGGCUACUUUUGCAUUUUAGGAGAGUGGUCUGGAGUCAUCUCGUGCAAACAGCUACUCGUUCUGAAUCCCCCCCCCACGGCGUUGGAAAUGCCCCUGGAGCAGAUAUCUUCGAGCAGGAGGCUGCCACUUUUCGUCCGUUAUUCCAUGCCAUGAUGGCCGUUUCUGCUUUAAGCUUGUCCCAUCAAGAGAAAGGCCAAAGUAUCGCUGCUCUACAGCACUAUCAGCAAACCCUACCUUUCCUACAAACCAGUAUGCGCAGCCAUCAGGAUCUCUCCUCGGAUGGAGUAUUCCUGACCCAUUUCUUACUUCUGAUUUACGAGAUAGCCGCAGCGGAACCAGGAGGAUCCAACCUCUGGUCCCAUCAUCUCGAGCGGCUGCUACGAAUAUUCCUAAUGCGAAACGAACUUUUCAAAACAGAGAAAUUUCCCUUUAUUAUCUGGUGGGUUUGCUCGAUUGAUUUAUAUGCGUUAUUUAGCGGCACUGGAACGGGAGAAUUCAUCGGAGCGGUCUUGGAAAACGACAUGAUCCCGCCUCCAACAUUCCACCUCUACCCGCUUGGCCCGGACGGGACAAGCAUCAUCUACCCUGAGGAAAGAGAUAUUCUUCCUACCGUCUUACAGAUUAACCAUGACAUCUUCGUCCUAGCAGCACGACUAGGCCUGCUGGCAUCGGAAUUCCGCUCCCAGAGCACCUACGCAAACGGAACAGCGAUGAAUACUACAAGUUCAAAUAGCUCUCAUGGAUUUCCGCCGCAAAUCCCCGCUGAUAGGGAAAAGCGCCUUUUCCGAAUCCAGCAAGCAUUUCGACAUUUAUGGGUCACUUCCAAUUUAUCCAUCCUGGAGCAACAAAUGGAUUUACUACCCAGUCGAUCGAAGGAGAUGCUUCAACAUUCCACAACCCUCUUCCACGCCAGUCUCAUCUACUCCUACACCAGCAUGUGGCCGGGCCAAUGCAUCGAAACCGGCGGCGGGCCCGCGCUCGAAAUCUCCCAACGUACCACUGCCGUCCUCCACGUAGCCUCCAGUAUCGUGCAUGCAGGCCGCUUCGAUUUGCGCUUCAUAGUCUUCCCGCUGUUCAUGGCGGGCGUGGCGUCCUCGUCCAGCUCGCAGAAAAUGCUCGCACUAGAUCUACUUUCUAGCAUUGAGGGGAAUGAAUCUGUGGGCCGCAAUGUGACGACGACGAGGCAUGUGCUGCAGAUUGUGUAUCAGAGGCAGACGGAGGGAUAUAUGCGCAAGGGGCAUGCGUUGGAUGUGGACUGGGUGGAGAUUAUGAUUGAGCAGGGAUUGCAGAUGGUGAAUUUUGGGCUAUGA